AGAACUCGGCAUAGUUUCCCCGCCUCCGUUUAGUCGUGACCUCUUCGUCACCACCGCCACAUUAAUCAUAAGAACAAUGCUUGAUGCCGCUCCUUCGCGGUGGCGCUGCGAUGGUGUGUUCGGCCAGGCUUGAAUUGACUUUGGGUCAACGUAUCCUUGGACGACAGUGCCGCUGCAGGCUCAACACGUACCCUGGACGGAUCUUGGUGCAUUUCGUCUUUGUGCGUGUCUGCGCCCCUUAGAUGCGCAAUACAUUUCCAACCGUAUUGGUUCAAUCGUUGCUGAUGGCGGUGCCUGAGGCGGUGGCUGUGGAUCAUGGUCAUGUUUCUUCGUCUGGGGAGUCACGUGCGUCGGUCACACUCAAGACGGUUCCUUCUACGUACGGUGCUGGGGCCGAUCUUUCUUGAGAUGCCGAUUCUCAUGCUGAUGCUGGAGCCGCUCAUCAUGGAGGUACUGGCCAUGCUGUCCGGGUGUUCGCUGCUCUCGUAGAUUUUGGUGGUCAACCGGCGGGUGGUAAAAAGCAUUCAUGAAGAUGCCGUUCAUCAUGGAGGUGGAGGAGCGGACCAUCCCAGCGCUGCAGGUGCUGGUGAGAUUCCUGAGGGUCCUGAUCGUCGGACUGCUCAUGGCGGGCCUGGCCGCGCUAGUGGAGUUCCUGGUUGGGCGGCCGUUCAUGGUGUUGGUACUCCUGAUGUCCCUGGUCCCUUCUAUCGUCGCCCUACCGAUGGCGCCAAAGAUCGCGCCGCCCCUGGGGUUCCUGGCGGUGCUUGUAUUCAUGGUGUCCACGGUUAUUCUUUCGGUCGUCGGCCUGGCAAUAGCGAUCUUGGCCAGGCCCAUGGUGGCCGUAGCGAUUGGGGUGUUCAGAGUCGCCUCGGUGCUUCUGAACGUUGGCUUGCUGCUGACAUUCCUGGGAAUUCUCGUGGCAUUCAUGGUCGCGCGGACGUCACGGAGUUUCUGGUGUGCCUGACCGUCGACUUGCUGAUGGCGUUCGCGGCGGCGCUGGUACUCAUGAUGUUCCUGGCCCCUUCGAUCGACGGCCUGCUGGCCUAGCUUUGGGUGGAUCGUGCGACGGGGGUGCACCGAGUUUCCCUUGAGCUCUUGCUCGUCGGCCUGCCGAUGAGAUUCCUGGUGGUUCUUGCGGUGUUCACGGGGGCGCAGAUGCCCACGGAGCUUCUGGUGCACACGGUGGUGAUCGUGGCAUUCCUGCUGGUGCGGAUGGUCAUGGAGGAUUUGGUGCAUCUGAUCGUCGGCUUGCCGAUGGAUCUUUAGGUGGACGCGAUGAUGCUCGCGAUCCCCUGCUGGUCCUUCCGCCUCGCAAAAGGCCCGCGAAGAAGACAGCGACGACGUAGACUUUUCUGAGGUUCCUGUUUUCCCGAAUCGUGCCGAGUCUAGCGCAGGGCAGUUCGCAUUCGUGCGUGGGUUUCUUCCUGCAAACCCCAGUAUCGAAUACAAGGCAAUACCUCUGUUCAUGCACAAGCCGUACACGGACGCUACAGCGAUGACCUUCUUUUUCGAAUCGCCCGCCACGCAUUUUGAUGGUAAGUUGGAUACUUUGCCUUCCCCAGCUUGCUUGGCUAAUCCUGGAUCACAAAGCCCGUGCACAUGUGGCGCAAUGUAGCAGAGGCAGUUGUAUGGUAGCGGCUGCGGCGGAAGUCCUCGCGGCGCUCGGCGCCGAGAGCGCGGAGGCCGAGACAAAGAAGAAACCGAACUCACAGACGAAGACGAAAGGCGCUGGGGGUGGGUGCA
Messenger RNA from Prorocentrum cordatum, 1743 nucleotides. NCBI's taxonomy places the organism in Eukaryota, Dinophyceae, Prorocentrales, Prorocentraceae. The record is from the annotation of a GenBank genome assembly.